AUGGGGCCAAUUGACCCCAAUAUCGCUGUUGAGAUCCUAUUUCGGGCUGAAAUUCAUCAAAAACGUGGUCCUCUUUAUCUUGCAGAGUCUCUAUAUCCAAAAUCUAUAAAAAAAGGGCCAAAAGCAAAGUCUAUUCCGAAGAAAUGGGCAGAAAAACAGCCAAAUGAUUAUACAACUCCAUCUAUCCCUGAUGACUCUACAGCCGAUACCUAG
Messenger RNA from Endocarpon pusillum Z07020, 213 nucleotides. RefSeq lists its product as uncharacterized. The record is from RefSeq and is a predicted model, not a curated record. The transcript is spliced from 2 exons. NCBI's taxonomy places the organism in Eukaryota, Fungi, Ascomycota, Eurotiomycetes, Verrucariales, Verrucariaceae. Bases 1 to 213 code for a protein of 70 amino acids.